AUGGACAUCAAGUUGGUCGCCAUAUUUUUCAUCCUUGUUUGUAGUGUAAGGGUGAUCAGGACCACUCAUCCUGAAUGCUCCAUUGUCCUCCACCUCUUGGAGAAAGAGGGCGAGUGCAAACUCCAGAUGAGGAACACCAAGGCACUGUCCUUGUCAACUCCUAAUAACACUACAGGUUGUCUGGUGGAGUGGGAUGGUGUGAGCUGCUGGCCCGCAGCCCUAAAUGGGGAGAGCCUCUCCGUAUCGUGUCCUCUGAUCCUCUUGAAGCCAGACUCUCCCCCAGCUCUAAUCACACGCAACUGCACCCCCGAAGGAUGGAGUAAGCCAAGCUUGCCAUAUUACAAAGCCUGUUACUUUGAGGACAGCAGUGAAGAAGAGGAGGAGACUGGGGAUAAGCAAAAUUACUUUGCUACGGUGAAGAUCAUUUAUACUGUGGGCUAUGGGUUGUCGCUGGCAUCGCUCUUCAUUGCCAUUCUGGUCUUCUGUAUCUUCAGGAAGCUGCUGUGCAUCAGGACCUCCAUCCACCUCAACCUGUUUUCCACCUUCAUCCUCCGUGGCCUGGCCGUGUUUGUGAAGGACGCCGUACUGUUUGCAGACGAGAGCAUGGACCACUGCACUGUCUCAACGGUAACUUGUAAAGCAGCAGUGACUUUCUUCCAGUACUGUGUCUUGGCCAACUUCUUCUGGCUUCUUGUAGAAGGCUUGUACCUGCAAACUCUGCUGGUAUUCACCUUUGCGCAGAAGAGAAAACUCUUCUGGUUGUACACUGGCAUAGGCUGGGGCACUCCCUCAGUGACCAUCAUAAUUUGGACCCUGCUGAAGAGUCAGUUUGACAAUGAAGGAUGCUGGGACAACCUUGACAGUGCCUUGUGGUGGAUCAUCAAAACUCCCAUCCUCUUAUCUGUCUUUAUCAACUUCGUGGUGUUUGUGAACAUCAGUAGGAUCAUCAUUCAGAAGACCAAGUCCACAGACCAGAAUGGAAGUGAGGGACUUCAGGUCUACAGGAGGCUGGUGAGAUCCACCCUUCUUCUCAUCCCUCUGUUUGGAGUGCACUAUGUGGUCUUCGCCCUCUUACCUGAGCAUGUGGGUGUAGGGGCCCGACUCUCCCUGGAGCUGGUCCUGGGCUCCUUCCAGGGGUUUAUAGUUGCAUUGUUGUACUGCUUCUUGAAUGGGGAGGUACAAAAUGAAAUUCGAAAGGCGAUGAAGGGGUGUCGUUCUCAGACAGGAAACAAUGUCUUCAAUCUGGCAACCCAGGACUAUGUAGCCUAGACUCAGGGUGGUGAUGACUAUCUUAGAUGGUUUAUUAUCAUUGAAUAACUUAAGUCUAAGGACAAAUACAGUGCAUUCGGAAAGUAUUCAGACCCCCUUGACUUUUUCCACAUUUUGUUACGUUACAGCCUUGUGAAAAAUGUAUUACAUUUUUUUUUCACUAAUCAAUCUACACACAAUACCCCAUAACGACAAAGUGAAUACAGAUUUGGGGGAAUUUUAGAACAUUUAUUAAAAAACAGAAAUACCUUAUAUAAGUAUUCAGACCCUUCGCUAUCAGACUUGAAAUUGAGCUUAGGUGUAUCCUGUUACCAUUGAUCAUCCUUGAGAUGUUUCUACAACUUGAUUGGACUCCACCUCUAGUCAAUUUAAUUGAUUGGACAUGCAUUGGUAAGGCACACACCUGUCUAUAUAAGGUUCCACAGUUGACAGUGCAUUUCAGAGCAAAAACCAAUCCAUGAGGUCGAAGGAAUUGUCCAUCGAGCUCCGAGACAGGAUUGUGUCAAGACACAGAUCUGGGGAAGGGUACCAACCUUCUUUUGCAUAAUUGGCCUCCAUUAUUCUUAAAUGGAAGAAGAUUGGAACCACCAAGACACUUCCUAGAGCUGGCCGCCUGGCAAAACUGAGCAAUUGAGGAAGAAUGGCAUUGGUCAGGGAGGUGACCAAGAACCAGAUGGUUACUCUGACAGAGCUCCAGAGUUUCUCUGUGGAGAUGGGAAAACAUUCCAGAAGGACAACCAUCUCUGCAGCACUCCACCAAUCAGGCCUUUAUGGUAGAGUGGCCAGACGGAAGCCACUCCUCAGUAAAAGGCACAUGACAGCCCGCUUGGAGUUUGCCAAAAGACACUAUAAGACUCUCAGAACAUGAGAAACUAUAUUCUCUGGUCUAAUGAAACCAAGAUUGAACUCUUUGGCCUGAAUGACAAGCGCCACGUCUAGAGGAAACAUGGUACCAUACCUACGGUGGAGCAUGGUGAUGGCAGCAUUAUGCUGUGAGGAUGUUUUUCAGCGGCAGGGACUGGGAGACUAGUCAGGAUUGAGGGGAAGAUGAACGGAAAGUACUGAGAGAUCCUUGAUGAGAAUCUGCUCCAGAGCACUCAGGUCCUAAGACUGGGAUGAAGGUUCACCUUCCAACAGGACAACGAACCCAAGAACACAGCCAAUACAAUGCAGGAGUGGCUUUGGGACAAGUCUCUGAAUGUCCUUGAGUAGCCCAGCCAGAGCUCGGACUUGAACCCGAUCGAACAUCUCUGGAGACCUGAAAAUAGCUGUGCUGCGACGUUCCCUAUUCAACCUGACAGAGCUUGAGAGGAUCUGCAGAGAAUAAUGGGAGAAACUCCCCAAAUAGUGUCAUAACCAAGACUCGAGGCUGCAAUCACUGCCAAAAGUGCUUCAACAAAGUGCUGAGUGAAGGGUCUGAAUACUUAUGUAAAUAUGAUAUUUCAGUUUUUUUAAUACAUUUUCUAACAUGAAUGAAAACCUGUUUUUGGUUUGUCAUUAUGUGGUAUUGUGUGUAGAUUGAUGAGGGGGAAAAACGAUGUAAUCCAUUUUAGAAUAAGGCUGUGACGUAAGAAAAUGUGGAAAAUGUCAAGGGGUCUGAAUACUUUCCGAAUGCAAUGUACCUCUGUCUGUCUUGGUGAUUAUUGUAUGAGGCUACACACAUGGUAAAAUGGGUAAAACAACAAAAAUAAUUCACCCACAUUUGUGUUGAUGACUGAUAAUUGUGGCGAUGACAAUUUAGCUAGCGUAUCACUUUUGUUGUUAUAUCCUACACUUGUCCAUCAGAUCAUUGAGCCAUGAAGUAAAAAACUGGAGAUUUGCAGUUCUAGAAUACCUUUCCUGUUUUUAAAUAUUUAAUACAUUGACACAAAUAUUUUCUUUAACACUAUACCAAUGGCAUUUCACAUAUUUAUGACCAUUUAUAUAAUACUGUGGCUUAAGCAUAGACUGUAUAUUGUGUAGUGCUUGAAGUAGUCGACAGGUGGAUAGUUUUAUCAUAACUCGUCAUUUUCUGUCUUUACUAGAGGAUGUGAGGAUGGCACAAUCUGGGGGCAGUUCCUUACCAAUCAGUGACAUUAAUUCCUCAAUCAAGUAUAAGGGAGGAGCAGAAAAUCAGCCCUCCGUGGAAUGAGUUUGACAAGUGAUGUAAAGGAACAACCUCCAAAUGUAUUUGUAUUUUGUUUUCAUAAAAUGCAACUAACUGGAUUCAUGUCAACUGUGUAAGACACUAUAAAAGCCAUUUUAUUUUUACAA
Messenger RNA from Oncorhynchus keta (chum salmon), 3522 nucleotides. RefSeq names its product growth hormone releasing hormone receptor 2 (gene ghrhr2). Gene Ontology annotation, molecular function: G protein-coupled peptide receptor activity; peptide hormone binding; vasoactive intestinal polypeptide receptor activity. Gene Ontology annotation, biological process: adenylate cyclase-modulating G protein-coupled receptor signaling pathway; cell surface receptor signaling pathway. The record is from RefSeq and is a predicted model, not a curated record. NCBI's taxonomy places the organism in Eukaryota, Metazoa, Chordata, Actinopteri, Salmoniformes, Salmonidae. The transcript has 13 exons. The coding region runs from base 1 to 1269 and encodes 422 amino acids. Gene Ontology annotation, cellular component: plasma membrane.